This is a messenger RNA of Cladophialophora bantiana CBS 173.52, 879 nucleotides long. RefSeq lists its product as uncharacterized. Gene Ontology annotation, molecular function: sterol 24-C-methyltransferase activity. The transcript has a single exon. The record is from RefSeq and is a predicted model, not a curated record. Gene Ontology annotation, biological process: ergosterol biosynthetic process. Lineage: Eukaryota; Fungi; Ascomycota; Eurotiomycetes; Chaetothyriales; Herpotrichiellaceae. The coding region runs from base 1 to 879 and encodes 292 amino acids. Gene Ontology annotation, cellular component: endoplasmic reticulum.
AUGCCUUCUACCGUGUCCGACUAUUAUCAUUCAUUGGAGUCUCGAAGUGGCUACAGGCUUAUUCUAGGGGGAACGAGGCACUUUGGAUACUACAAAGAGGGAACACUAUGGCCCUUCCCUAUCGGAGCUGCCUUGCGGCGGAUGGAAGAGCGCCUCUACCUCACACUUGGCCUGAAAGACAACUCGUUGGCGCUAGAUGCCGGAACAGGUAACGGAGACGUUGCGAUAUUCAUGGCAAAAAAUGGUCUGAGAAUAAAAGCCAUUGACCUCCUUGAUAUGCAUGUGCAUUGGGCCCGAAAAAACGUCAUGCACAAGCAUUUAGGAGGCCAGAUUGAGGUAUCAAGCGGCAACUACGAGAAGCUGGACUUUGACAACGAUACAUUCGAUGGUGCCUAUACUAUGGAGACCUUGGUCCACGCUGGUGAUCCCGACCAGGCUAUGAGAGAGUUCUACCGCGUUCUGAAACCCGGUGGAGUUGUCACACAUGUCGAAUAUGAACACGACAUGGAUAACAAUCCAGUCGGACGAAGUGCUAUGCGUCGAAUCAAUGCUUACGCACACAUGCCUGCUUUUGACCAAUUUCCCUUGGGUACUAUUCAGAAAAAGCUUGAAAAUGUUGGCUUCCAAGAUGUGGAAGUCCAGGAUCUUUCCAAAAACGUCGCUCCAAUGAUGCGCUUCUUCUUCCUCUUAGCCUACAUCCCUUACCUCAUCAUCAAGUUGUUCGGCAUGGAGGCGUAUUUCGUCAACGCGAUGGCUGGUGUUGAGUUAUGGCGUCACAGCGAAGAUGUUCGGCUCUUGAUGGUCAAAGCCAGAAAGCCACUCGAGUUUUCAAAAUCGGAUGAACUGAGAAGAAGAUCAAAGGAGACGGGAAUGAAUUGA